AUUUAAUUAAUAAUAUUUUAUUCUCCCACUGCGAUUCUCUUGUGUCCACCGCCUCCCAUCGCCGCCACCAUCUCCAACCGCCGCUCACUAACCACACCUCUCUCUCGGUCCUUCCACCGUCGCCACUUCCUCCCACCCCGAUGGCCGCCACUUCUUCCCACCUUUUCCCACCACGGCAACCCCAGCUCUUUCUUCUCUCCUCUCUCUUUCUCUCUCCUCAAUCACUACGAGCCAAACCCUAGACAUGCGGAAUUUCAGAUCUCAAAUAUUCCAAAUCCAUAACCGGAAGAAUUUUACAGUAAAUUGGAGAUUUUGAUACUUCAUAUAGCAUGCGAGAUUUGAAUUUGUGACGUCUUUCAUGACACACAGUGACUGUAAAAUUGAUGUACAGUGCAACAAUACUCAUCACAGCCUCGAGAGCGGAAGAGAAGAAAAAGAGCAUUGGAGGCUAGCAAUGAAGCUCUGUUCUGUAGCGAGUCUAGCGACUCUGCUAUUCAGCCUAUUAUUGUUGUCUCUCUUCUUCGCAUUCUCAUCCGCAGCUUAUAAUGUUACCUACGACCGUCGCUCUCUCAUCAUCGACGGCCAGCGAAAGCUUCUCAUCUCCGCUUCCAUUCAUUACCCUCGAAGCGUUCCAGCGAUGUGGCCGGGCUUGGUUCAAACAGCGAAAGAAGGAGGUAUCGAUGUGAUUGAGACCUAUGUCUUUUGGAAUGGUCAUGAACUUUCUCCAGGAAAGUUUUAUUUUGGGGGACGGUACGAUUUGGUCAAGUUUGUGAAGAUUGUUCAGAAGGCCGGCAUGUAUCUAAUUCUUCGAAUUGGUCCAUUCGUGGCAGGCGAAUGGAACUUCGGUGGGGUACCUGUUUGGUUGCAUUAUGUGCCUGGGACCGUAUUCCGAACUAAUAACGAACCCUUCAAGAAUUACAUGCAAAAGUUCAUGACAUUCAUAGUGAACCUGAUGAAGCAAGAGAAGCUCUUUGCAUCUCAAGGAGGUCCCAUCAUCAUGGCACAGGUAGAAAACGAGUAUGGAGACACUGAAAGUAUUUAUGGAGAUGGGGGAAAGCCAUAUGCCAUGUGGGCUGCCAAAAUGGCUCUUUCUCAAAAUAUUGGUGUGCCUUGGAUAAUGUGCCAGCAGUAUGAUGCUCCUGACCCAGUGAUCAAUACAUGCAAUUCGUUUUACUGUGACCAAUUCAAUCCAAAUUCUCUGAACAAGCCCAAAAUGUGGACCGAGAAUUGGCCUGGAUGGUUUAAAACAUUUGGGGCCAGAGAUCCUCACAGGCCACCAGAAGAUAUUGCUUAUUCCGUUGCUCGUUUUUUCCAGAAAGGCGGUAGCUUGCAAAAUUAUUAUAUGUAUCAUGGUGGGACAAAUUUUGGUCGCACUUCUGGUGGCCCAUUCAUCACCACAAGUUAUGAUUAUGAUGCUCCUAUUGAUGAAUAUGGUUUAGCUAGGCUUCCAAAAUGGGGGCACCUUAAGGAACUUCAUAAUGCUAUAAAGUUAUGUGAGCAUGCUUUGCUCAACAGUGAGCCAACCCUGCUUUCACUAGGUCCUUUACAAGAGGUCGACAUCUACGAGGACACUUCAGGAGCUUGUUCUGCAUUUAUUGCUAACAUGGAUGAUAAAAAUGACAAGAUCAUAGAAUUUCGGAAUGUAUCAUAUCAGCUGCCAGCAUGGUCAGUUAGCAUUUUACCAGACUGCAAGAAAGUUGUAUUUAACACUGCAAAGGUUGGAUCUCAAACUUCUAUAGCUGAGAUGGUACCAGAAAAAUUACAGCCAUCAGUUACAUCACCAGCUAAAGACUUGAAAUCUCUUAAAUGGGAAGUAUUUGUAGAGAAAGCUGGGAUAUGGGGAGAAGCUGACUUUGUUAGAAAUGGAUUUGUCGAUCACAUCAACACCACAAAAGACACUACUGACUACCUCUGGUAUACGACAAGUGUACAAGUUGAUGAGAAUGAAGAAUUCUUGAGGAAAGGAAGCCAGCCAAUGCUUUUAGUUGAAUCAAAGGGUCAUGCUCUUCAUGCUUUCGUGAAUCAGAAACUUCAAGUCAGUGCAUCCGGAAAUGGCACGGUGUCACCCUUCAAAUUCAGAAGUCCCAUUUCUCUGAAGGCAGGGAAGAAUGAAAUUGCUCUCUUAAGCAUGACUGUUGGCCUACAAAAUGCAGGGCCAUAUUAUGAAUGGGUUGGAGCGGGGUUAACAAGUGUCAAGAUAGAAGGGUUUAGCAAUGGAAUAAAGGACUUGUCAACAUAUACUUGGACCUACAAGACUGGGCUGCAAGGAGAACAUCUAAGUAUAUACAAAGCAGAUGGUUUGAAUAACGUAAACUGGGUAUCAACUUCAGAACCACCAGAAAAACAGCCUCUUGCAUGGUACAAGGCGGUUGUGGAUGCCCCACCUGGAGAUGAGCCUAUUGGAUUGGAUAUGAUUCAUAUGGGGAAAGGCCUAGCUUGGUUGAAUGGUGAAGAAGUUGGAAGAUACUGGCCUAGAAAAGCCUCUACACAUGAAGCGUGUGUUGAUAAAUGCGAUUAUAGAGGCAAAUUCAGUCCAAACAAAUGCAGCACAGGAUGUGGAGAGCCAACACAAAGAUGGUACCAUGUUCCACGAUCUUGGUUUAAGCCAUCUGGGAACAUCCUGGUGAUCUUUGAGGAGAUUGGGGGAGAUCCAACUCAGAUUAGAUUCUCGAGACGGAAAAUCAAGGGUGUCUGUGCUCUUGUUUCAGAGGAUCAUCCAUCAUUUGAACUGGAACCUCGGCUUGAAGACAAAGCAACUGUUACUCUCAAGUGCCCCAGGAACAGUCGCAUUUCCUCUGUCAAAUUUGCCAGCUUUGGAACUCCCACUGGAAUGUGCGGGUCCUACACCAAGGGAGAUUGCCAUGAUCCUGAUUCCACUUCUGUGGUUGAAAAGGUUUGCCUAAAUAAAAAAGAGUGCGCCGUCGAACUUACAGAACAAAAUUUUAAUAAGGGGUCGUGUUCCAGCACAGAAAAGAAACUUGCUGUUGAAGUGGUUUGCGGCUGAAGUUCGGAGUGCCAGGAGAUUACCACGCGCAGACAAUUAAAUUGUUUACAUUUUCAAAAGAUUUUGUUUAUUUUUGUUGUUCUUGUUCUUGUUCUUACUAUUAUUAUUAUUUUUACAUAUGUAGCAGGAAAGUCUGCUUAUAUUGUCAAAUUUUUUUUUCCCCUUCAAAUGACUACCAUAUGAUUGAGUGAUUGAAAAUAUUAAAGAUAUUCUCAACAAAAAAGUUGCAAGGAUAAAUUUUCAAAUUUGGUCACCA
Cornus florida is the source of this 3260-nucleotide messenger RNA. Its product is annotated as beta-galactosidase 10. NCBI's taxonomy places the organism in Eukaryota, Viridiplantae, Streptophyta, Magnoliopsida, Cornales, Cornaceae. Gene Ontology annotation, biological process: carbohydrate metabolic process. The transcript has 21 exons. The record is from RefSeq and is a predicted model, not a curated record. Bases 359 to 3004 code for a protein of 881 amino acids. Gene Ontology annotation, cellular component: vacuole; cell wall. Gene Ontology annotation, molecular function: beta-galactosidase activity; carbohydrate binding.